Messenger RNA from Bufo gargarizans (Asiatic toad), 1347 nucleotides. Its product is annotated as olfactory receptor 6N1-like. The coding region runs from base 1 to 1347 and encodes 448 amino acids. Gene Ontology annotation, biological process: G protein-coupled receptor signaling pathway. The record is from RefSeq and is a predicted model, not a curated record. Lineage: Eukaryota; Metazoa; Chordata; Amphibia; Anura; Bufonidae. Gene Ontology annotation, molecular function: G protein-coupled receptor activity; olfactory receptor activity. The transcript has 3 exons. Gene Ontology annotation, cellular component: membrane.
AUGGAACUGGAAUCAGACGGAUUUGGACAGGAAGAUCCUGAUAACUCAACGGGUGAAGACAGAUCUCGGUUGGUGGAAGCUCAGAAGAAACCCCCUUCAGAGAAUAGUACCCCUUAUACCCCAGGUCAUUCAGAAGAUCCAAAGAGAGACUGCUACAAUAAUCCUGGUAACCCAUCUAUGGGCCAAGAGAAGAUGGUUUCCUAUUUUAAAACAACUAGCACUGGAGGAUCCAUGGGAGAUUCCUUUCCAGAGGGAUAUGCUUAUCCAGAGCCCUCUAAUUCAUCUAGAUCCCCAGAUAUUCAGGUUAGCUGUAUGGAUCCUAAGAGUGAAACAUUGAGAAGAAGGGGCCUUUAUGAAAAAGUGAUCCUCACACUCAAGGAUUUGCAACAAUCAACAACAAUGAAUGGUGAGAAUUAUACUACAAUAAAAGAAUUUUAUCUUGUUGGAUUCCAUGUCAAACAGAAUCUACAACUAUUUCUCUUUUUCCUCUUCCUCAUGACUUAUAUAUCAACAAUCACUGGGAACACAAUCAUCAUUACUAUAAUAUGGCAACGCUCCAAACUGCACAGUCCAAUGUACUUAUUGCUUGGAAAUUUUGCUUUUAUGGAAAUUGGUUACACAUCAGUCACUAUGCCCAAAAUGCUGAGAGAUUUAGUGUCUGAUGAUACAAGAAUUCCUGUUUCUGCCUGUAUUGCUCAGCUAUAUUUCUUUUUUGUCUUGGGGGGUAUAGAAAAUUACUUUCUGGCAGUAAUGGCUUAUGAUCGAUAUCUGGCUAUUUGUAACCCUCUGAGAUAUACAACAAUAAUGAAUAACAGAUUUUGUCUUCAGUUAGCAGUGAUGUGUUGGCUUUCCAGCUUCACAAGUUCAAUAAUUCCUAUAUAUUUUUUAAGUAAAUUGUCCUUCUGUGGAAGAAAUAAGAUUGAUAACUUUUUCUGUGAUGCAUCCCCAAUUUUUAAUCUCUCUUGCACAGACACUUCACUUCUAAAAAACUACUUUUUCAUUCUUGUGUGGUUAGUUGUGUUCAGUUGUUUGUUCUUUAUUAUUUUAUCAUACAUUCAUAUAAUUUUAGUUAUUUUAAAGAUACCCACUAAUAGUGGUCGUAAAAAGGUGUUUUCUACAUGUGGAUCUCACUUCACUGUGGUCAUUAUGUAUUAUGGCUCGGUUAUAGCAAUGUACGUAAGGCCAGAUCAUGGAUACACUUUUGUAUUUGACAAAUGUCUUUCAGUAUUCUAUGCAAUCGUAACUCCAUUUUUAAAUCCCAUAAUUUAUAGCUUGAAGAACAAAAAUAUUAGAGAAGCUAUAAAAUCAUACAAAUUGGAUUAUUUUCUUGUGUGGUGCACAGGAUAG